Molecule: messenger RNA, 1893 nt
Organism: Closterium sp. Naga37s-1
Lineage: Eukaryota; Viridiplantae; Streptophyta; Zygnematophyceae; Desmidiales; Closteriaceae
Source: the annotation of a GenBank genome assembly
AUGGAAACUGGAAUUUUCGUCCGUCGGCAUCAGCAACUGCAAAGAGUUCACGUCAUCUAUUUCCGUGCGGGAGAGGCCAUUUUUCUUGGAAGCGUUUUUGGAGAAGGGAGGCGUUAUGCUCACAACCUACGAGAUGGUCCAAAAUAUUUCGCCACAAACCGAACCGCGUUGAAUGUGCACCCUGGUUUUAAAGCAUUGAGAUUUCACCAUUGCAUCAUUAUGACGGGAACUCCCAUCCAAAAUGAGCUCAAGGAAUUGUGGGCUCUCUUUGAUUUGUGCUGCUGUGGCUUACUGGGAGAUUACAAGGAGUUUCGAGCCCAGUACGAAAAGCGCAUUUUGGAUGGUAGCCAGUCCAACUCAUCAGGACACCAGAAGCGAUGUGCAAAUGAAGCCAGUGCUGCUCUUCGUGAGAAGAUCAGACCACAUUUUAUGAGACGCAUGAAGAAGGAAAUCUUUCCAAGCCUUCUUGCAGGAGACAACUCAUCCGUUAGCCGUCAUGGUUCUGCUCUUCCCAGGUUGCCACAGAAGCAUGACCUGAUCGUCUGGUUGAAGCUCACAAACCGUCAGAUUCAUAUGUACGAGACCUUUCUAAUGUCAGACGCUGUCCGGAACGUUCUGAACAAGACCUCGUCGCCAUUGAAUGCGAUCACUGUGCUGAAGAAAAUAUGUGAUCAUCCUUGCCUUCUCUCGGAGGCUGCUCUGGAAGAAGUAAAGGAAAGCAUCGAGCGGGAGACCACUCAGAACGGAGAGGCUAUUUCCGCCGCUGUGCAACAAUUCCUUGACGAUCCAAGCAUCAUGGCUGACCCUGGUGCCUCGUGCAAGAUUAGGAUGUUCAAAGAGCUUGUUGUCUCGCUGGUCAAUGACGGACAUCGAGUUCUAGUCUUCUCGCAGACAAAGAUAUUGCUGAACAUGGCGGAGAGUACCAUGCGUAAGCUGCGCAUUGGUUAUGUCCGGAUUGAUGGAGAUACCAAGCCUGACAUGCGAGAACGUCGGGUUCAGGAGUUUCAACUUGGAGAAAUUCCUGUCUUCAUGCUGACCACGAAGGUUGGUGGCCUGGGACUCACACUUCAUGCUGCAGACUGUGUCAUCAUCAUGGACCCCGCUUGGAAUCCGAGCGUGGACAAUCAAAGUGUUGACCGAGCCUAUCGUCUUGGCCAAGCAAGGGAUGUGGUGGUGUGUCGUCUGAUUACUGCAGGAACCGUGGAGGAGAAAAUUUACCGAAAGCAGCAAUGCAGGUGUUUAAGGAUAGUCUUAUGCGGUCAGCAACAUCUGACAAAAACAAUCUUCGGUACUUCACCAACUCUGAAAAAGGACAUGGUUCAUCAUUUGGACUUCAUAAAGAAGCAGAAAGUUGUUGUUGGUAUUUCUCACCAUGACCUCUUGUUCUCGACGGAGGAGCCAGAACUGCUGGCAGGGAGCCCCACUCUCCCAGAUGCAACGGCUAUCCAGAGGCGUCCUUCAGGGGCCAACUCUUCCACUCGUUCCAGACAGCAUGUCGCACCUGGUGGAGGUCAAUGGAGGGGCGGAACAGGACAUGCCCCUGGGGGGAUUCUGGCUGCAGCAGGUGUGGUUGUUCCGGACAGUUACCAGGUGAACCGAGAGGCUGAGCAGCAUCGCAUGGCCCAAGCUCAUGUGGCUAACCUGUCUGAGAAGCUUACAAGGCUGACGAAGAUGGUCGACAACCCGAAUCUUACCCUGAGGGAUGGUGGCGAGAACCUGAGGAAGCACGUUGAAGAACUGACUGAAGAGCUGGAGAGAGCCAAGGCACAUGCGGACAAGUUGAAGAUGAAGCAAUCGAGCCUGCUCGAUGAGAGCCAAGCUGGAUUAGCUGUUGGUGCUGCUGAAGGUGGCAAGGAUCUGUUGGCGUCAAAGCUUUCAAGUAUGGGUUUGUGA